Sitodiplosis mosellana (orange wheat blossom midge) is the source of this 2584-nucleotide messenger RNA. RefSeq names its product general transcription and DNA repair factor IIH helicase subunit XPD (gene Xpd). The record is from RefSeq and is a predicted model, not a curated record. Lineage: Eukaryota; Metazoa; Arthropoda; Insecta; Diptera; Cecidomyiidae. Gene Ontology annotation, molecular function: hydrolase activity, acting on acid anhydrides, in phosphorus-containing anhydrides; ATP binding; damaged DNA binding. The coding region runs from base 148 to 2520 and encodes 790 amino acids. Gene Ontology annotation, cellular component: nucleus. The transcript is spliced from 8 exons. Gene Ontology annotation, biological process: nucleotide-excision repair; positive regulation of mitotic recombination; transcription by RNA polymerase II.
AAAUGACAUUUGAAUCAAUUCAACGCUUGAUUAUUGAUGCCGGCUCAUUGCGAAAUUGAACCAAACAAAAGAAGCACGCAAUUUGACCGAGUUCCACUUAAAACGAAUGUAAUUCAAAGGAUUGUGAGGAAAAUAUAAAAAUUUAACAUGAAGCUCAGCGUGGAUGGUUUAUUGGUGUACUUUCCGUAUGAGUAUAUCUAUCCCGAGCAAUAUGAGUAUAUGCUGGAGCUCAAGCGAACUCUUGACGCAAAGGGUCAUUGUUUACUGGAGAUGCCUUCAGGGACUGGCAAAACUGCCACUUUGCUGUCAUUCAUUGUUGCGUACAUGAUGGAAAACCCAAACAUCAUCCGAAAACUGGUUUACUGUUCGCGUACCGUGCCCGAAAUUGAGAAAGUAAUCGCCGAAUUGAAAACAUUGAUGGAAUAUUACGAGAAAAAUUCAACGAUACAGCCAAAUAUGACCGGUUUAGUGCUGAGCUCACGUAAAAACAUGUGUAUUCAUCCCGAUGUGAGCAAAGAACGUGAAGGAAAAUCUGUCGAUGGCAAAUGCUAUGGACUGACAGCUGGUCAUGUACGUGAACGGGCCAAACGUGAUGAUACAGUGCCAGUUUGUCAAUAUUACGAAGGUUUUGAUAUUGAAGGGCGCGAAUCGGUUUUGCCGGUUGGCAUUUACAAUUUGGAUGAUCUGAAACAGUAUGGUCGUGAUCGAAAUUGGUGUCCAUACUUUACCGCUCGUUAUGCCAUCAACAAUGCACACAUCAUCGUUUACAGUUACCAUUAUUUGCUAGAUCCGAAAAUUGCCGAAGUCGUUUCAAAGCAGCUUUCGCGUCAAGUGGUCGUGGUAUUCGAUGAAGCUCACAAUAUCGACAAUGUUUGUAUCGACUCCAUGAGUGUUAAAAUUAAUCGCAGAACCAUCGAACGUGGUACGACUGCGUUGGGAAAAUUGGAAGCAUAUGUCAAAGAAUUCAAAGAAGAAGACGAGAAUCAAUUACAAAGAGAGUACGAAAUGAUGUUGGAAGGUCUACGAAAAGCGAGCGAACAAAAUGACGCUGACAUGUUUUUGGCGAACCCAAUUCUCCCGGAUGAUGUGCUAAAAGGAGCUGUUCCCGGUAAUAUAAGAACUGCAGAUCACUUCUUGAGCUUUAUGAAGCGAUUGAUUGAAUACAUAAAAACAAGACUGCGCGUACAGCACGUGGUCCAAGAAACUCCCGCUCGAUUCCUCAAAGACAUUCAACAGAAAGUGUGUAUCGAACGAAAGCCACUCAGAUUUUGUGCUGAACGUUUGGCAUCACUGAUGCGAACAUUAGAAAUCACCGACAUGACUGAUUAUGGUGGAUUGGUUGUUAUUUCCCAUUUCGCCACAUUGAUUUCAACAUACACAAAAGGAUUCACAAUUAUCGUAGAGCCAUUCGACGAUAAAACGCCAACCGUUAUCAAUCCAAUUUUGCACUUCAGUUGCCUGGAUUCGUCGAUUGCCAUGAAACCGAUUUUCCAACGAUUUCAAAGUGUUGUUAUCACAUCUGGUACAUUGUCACCCAUCGAUAUGUAUCCAAAGAUUCUCGACUUUCAGCCGGUUCUGAUGAGUUCAUUCACAAUGACACUUGCUCGACCAUGUUUGCUACCGAUGAUUGUAUCAAAAGGAAAUGAUCAAGUGGCGAUAUCAUCAAGAUUUGAAACGCGUGAAGACACGGCCGUCAUCAGAAAUUAUGGGCAACUUUUAGUGGAAACAGCACGUGUAGUCCCAGAUGGAGUUGUCUGUUUCUUCACAUCGUAUUUGUACUUGGAAUCAGUGGUGGCUUCGUGGUACGAUCAGGGAAUCGUUGACCAACUUCUGAAGCAUAAAUUGUUAUUCAUCGAAACUCAAGACAAUGCAGAGACGUCAUAUGCAUUAAUGAAUUAUGUGAAAGCAUGUGAUUGUGGCAGAGGUGCCAUAUUGUUGGCUGUUGCACGAGGAAAAGUGUCCGAAGGAGUGGAUUUCGAUCAUCAUUACGGAAGAGCUGUACUCAUGUUUGGCAUUCCAUACGUUUACACACAAUCGAGAAUAUUGAAGGCACGUUUGGACUACCUGCGAGAUCAAUUCCAAAUUCGUGAAAAUGAUUUUCUUACAUUCGAUGCCAUGCGGCAUGCAGCUCAGUGUGUGGGUCGUGCCAUUCGUGGUAAAACCGAUUACGGUAUUAUGAUAUUCGCCGAUAAGCGAUUCUCUCGCCAGGACAAACGAUCUCGUUUACCGAAAUGGAUUCAAGAGCAUCUAACCGACAACUAUGUCAAUUUAAGUACGGAAGAAGCGAUGCAAACGGCCAGAAGAUGGUUGCGUCAAAUGGCGCAGCCAUUUUCACGUGAAGAUCAACUGGGUGUUUCACUGUUAACACUGCAACAACUUGAGGCGAUGGAACGUGAAAAGGCCAAAAACAAAAAUAUCGAAGGCAAUGAUUCUGACAAAGCAAAUAAUGGCAAAGAAGGCAACGGCAAAAAUCAUGACGAUGAUGACUACGAUGAUGAUGCCGAAAUGAUGGAAGUUUAAGACCCAUCUGAACACAUGUGUUACUCUUUCGAAAUAAAAAUAUUUUAUUGUCGUUUCUAAUCAA